Molecule: messenger RNA, 12677 nt
Organism: Macrobrachium nipponense
Lineage: Eukaryota; Metazoa; Arthropoda; Malacostraca; Decapoda; Palaemonidae
Product: E3 ubiquitin-protein ligase RNF34-like
Biological process (GO): proteasome-mediated ubiquitin-dependent protein catabolic process; protein K48-linked ubiquitination; negative regulation of extrinsic apoptotic signaling pathway via death domain receptors
Cellular component (GO): cytoplasm; plasma membrane
Molecular function (GO): ubiquitin protein ligase activity
Source: RefSeq, a predicted model, not a curated record
UGGAAAUCAUUACUACCUAAUUGUGAACAUAUGGGAAGGAAAUCAGAACUUUGCCCCGAAAAUGUGGGAUAAUGUAUACCCUGGAUACCUUUUUCCGGUAGGCUAUUUGGCCCCCAGCAGUAGGUAUACGUGUGCAAGGCUUAGGCAGGCAAUAGGGGAAACAACCGUCAGGACUAGCCGAGCCACUUUCUACCGCGUUUGAAGCCACCCUCCGGAAAAGUAUUUUAACACGUCCUGACACCCGACAUGGUCAUCAGUCAUGAGUUGUUGGUGAGAGCAGGAGCUCGAGACCUCUAUUCUCCUUUCGAAGUGUUAUUCUAUGGAAUAAUGUGGUAGCUGGUUUGAAAGAGGAUCUUCACUUGAUAUGCAGGGGGGAAAUCAAGGCUGCGUAGGGCCAUUUUCUUUGUGGUGUAAGGAGGUUUGGAAGUGCUCUCCCAGAGUUUUCCCGAGUUACACAACUGCUGCAAAGACGCCUGAGAUGGGUGACUGCGAUCAGUGUAAUGCAAAGUUCACCAUCCUUAAGAGAAAGAAAAAUUGCGAUGGUUGUGGUUUGACUUUCUGUAGUUCGUGUAUCAGGCGUGGAAUGGAAGGAAGGAGACACUGCAACAAGUGCCAUGUAUUGUCACAGUGGCCUCUUGAUAGAACACAAGUGGAAGCCCUUCGUGUUAAAGAUCUGCGUCAUUUUCUUCACUCAAGGCAUAUCAAUACUGUUGCAUGUACAGAGAAGCGUGAUCUGAUUGAUUUGGUAACCCAUCACAUCUGUCGCCAACGUGGAGUGUCUGGUAGUUCAACACAAAGUACUGCCCCCAUCAAUGAAAAUCACAAUUUUCCAAGAAAUGGGCGGCCUGAAAACAAACCUGCUACUUCUCCAGUCACAAGGGAUGAUGGCAUUCGAGUGCGACCAUGUAGUUCCCCAGACAAUGACAUCUGUAGCAUGGGUAGCAUAAGAGUAAGGCCAAUGGAUAGCAUUAGGGUUAGACCUGGCAGGCCUGUGUCUCCUGAUUCUAAUGAUUAUGAUCCUGAAAGUGAUCUAGGUAUUAGAGUCUUUGCUUCAGAUUUCCCUAACAGACCUCAACAGAGAGCUAGUAGUGUUUCUCCAGCGAGUGUUGAUGGGUGUUCAGAAAGUGUAGAGGAGGCAUGUUCUCGUUGUCCCAGCGAAGAUUGUACAACGUCGUGCUGUAGUUUAGAUUCUUGUCAUAAUGGCGCAUCUAGUCAACCUUGCCCUCAUCAAGCUGAGCAUUCAGAUCACUGUAGUUUAGAGGAUGUCAGCGUGUCCAGUGAGGGUCAAGUCCCAAGUUCCACAACAAGUUCAGACUUGCCCCUUAGGAGACCAAACUCACUUGCUCAAGAUGAUCACCCUCAGUCCAUCCAUAACUCUGGGCAUGAAGGAUCCAGUCAGUCCUGUCCACAAACAGUUGAGUCCCCAUUGGAAGUGCCUGAGACUGCUGCAACAGAUGUCGAUGAGCCCAUGGAUGUCGACCAUCCGGCCAGUACUUUAGAUGAAGAGCUUCAGGUCCCAUUAGCUACAUCACCCUCGUCAGCUUCAUCAUCAGCAACUUUUCCCUCUGAAUCAUCAUCUCCAGAGCCAACAAAACAAAUGUGGAUGGCCUCCCAGAAGAAUUGGUAUGCAAAAUCUGCAUGGACAGCGUCAUUGAUUGUGUACUUCUUGAAUGUGGCCACAUGGUAGCAUGCACACAGUGUGGAAAACAGAUGGCAGAGUGUCCAGUUUGCCGCCAGUUUGUAGUCCGUGUUGUGCGUACAUUCAGGGCUUAAUGGUUUGGUAAAUAAUAGUUAAUUAUUGUUCAUUGUGGCCUUAGAUGUUGAUUUUAUUACAAUGUCCUAAAUAAUGCUGUAUUAAUGUUGAGGUGCAGCCAGUUUAUACAGUAGUUACAAGGAAAUAAAAUUAUCUUAUACAGUAGUUUAGAUCAGUUGUUUGAUAUUUUAUGUUGACUUCAUUUUUAACUUAAAACUUCAAAAUCCUUGGAAAUUACCAGUGUCAAAAGUUCAUGGUUUUUGUGUUGACAGCACUAAUGUGUUUUUUUUAAUUAGUGCUGGAUGGAAUAAUUACAUGCUGUUUUUUGUAACAAAUUGACAACUUUAGUUUCUUCUUCUGAACGUCCAUAUAACCUAUUGUAUAUGUACACUCAUCUUUGUUACUGCAUCAGUGCUGUAUUAUUAGUAAGUGAUUGCUGCUGCAUUAACAGGUAUCAAAGUAUCAAGCCUCCAGUUCUAUUGCAUAAUCAUUACUAUACAUGUAUUUAGAACUCUUGAAGAUUCUGCCUAGCAACAUCCUUUGCAGUGCAAAUAUGUAAGUAUCCUUCAUUUCUUUAAUUUUAUUUGUAUGUUCUCUUUGUCUUUAGUCAUAAUAUUUGUAGGUUAUUAGUAUUAAGUUUUGGAACUUAUCAAAUAAUUAUUAUCAAAUAAUUAUUGUCAGCCUUCAUAAUUUGAUUCACCAAUCAUAAAAUUUUUAAACCGUAUCAAUCAUGCUAUAACUCAUUGGUUUAUUUAAACUAGCAAAUAAAAAUAUAUAAUAGCUGUGUUUAUGUUUUCAUAGUGAAAGCCGUUAGUUGAAGGCAAGAGGUGCUGAAAUAUAUGAAACAGAUUUUUUGCUAUUGAAAUAGAUGACCCUCUUUGUCACUUCUUGACCCUUUUAAGAUCAUUUUUCAUUAUCAUAGACAAAAUAAAUUUAUUUCAUAGGUGUAAAGUAUUGUACAUGUAAAAGCAAAGUGAUAAUUGGUGUGUCAAUGUUAUGAGAAUCCCUUUAGUACUAUAGAUUUCUGAUGUUGAGUUGAAGAAAAAUGAUGAUUACUCUCUCUCUCUCUCUCUCUCUCUCUCUCUCUCUCUCUCUCUCUCUCUCUCUCUCUCUCUCUCUCUCUCUCUCUCUCUCUCUCUCUCUCAGGUGUGUUGUAUUUGCAAAAAAGUUGAAGCCUAUGUAUAGAAGAACAUGUAAGUUAUUAGGCUUCAUACUUUAUUUUUAUUACAUAUUGGUCAGACUGUAGAAUUUAAAUCUACAUGAUUCAGAUGCAAUAGAGUUAUAGGUGAAUAUUUUGUGUACGUUUUUUCAUAAUAGAAAAUUGGUCAAAGUGGCAAACUACAAAUUCUUGACAAAAACAAUAGCAAAGAAUUUCUUAUGCUGUAAGGGUCCAUUUUUCAAGGACGCCGACCUACCUUACAAUCGUUCUUGAUGUGGAAUGCUGGUACGUUGAAAGUUGAAAUUCCUGCCUUAUUGCUAUUAUUUUUCAUCUCUGUGGUAUAGUCAAAAAUAUUUUUUGGAUUUAGUACUCACUUCCCCUGAAAUACAACUUACAAAACUUCAUGACAAUAGCCAGGUUUGAAUGAGUUUUCCAGGGCAUUAAAUUUAUUACAUUUCAUCGGUUGGGGAGACUUCAAUUCUUGAGUAUUUCCCACCUUAUUUUAAUGGAAGUAUAUUAUUAUUUUUAUUAUUUAGUAAAUGAAACACUAUUCAUAUGGAACAAACCCACAGGGGACACUUGACUUGAAAUUCAAGCUUCCAAAGAAUAUGGGUUCAUUAAGUAGAUGAAGUAAAGGGAUAUACAGAAAAAAGAGAUAUGGGAUGGGUUUUUUAGCAAUUUCAGUUUAACUGCUUUAGUGUAGAUGUCACACAGUAAUUAUUUUUGUGGAUGCGUGAUGCUUACUCUUAGGAUACUUUUGAAGUAACUUUUGACAUUUUGGACCUUGAGAAAAACUAUUGACAUUGUAGAAUUGUCAUGUUCUUUUCUUUUGAUUGUAACUUCAAAUCGGUAUUUUGUCAUGGUUUAUUGUGGAAGGUUAAAAUAGUCAUACUCCUCACAUGCAUUUAUGUUUUAUGCUGUCAUUGUUCAGAACAAAAACCUUUUUGUCAGCGUUAUUUUGAUUGAAAUUAAAAGAACACUCCAGCUUGUGGAUGGGUUAAACUGUUCUGGUCUUGUUGGGCUUUCAAUAUAGAAGUCUCAUAUCUUGACUGCUGCAUAGGUUUUUCAAUAAUUUAUAUUUGUAAUUUCACUUUGAAUAAUGUUGACUGAGUACAAAACGUUAUUUAUGUGGUCUGGCAGUGGUGUCAUUAAUACAAGUGUUUUUAGUAACAGUGUUGUCAGUGUGCUUCUUUCAUGUGGGCAGCUAUAAGAAGCUGUAUAUGAAAGAUGGGAUUUUUGCUCUUGUCAAAUUUUUUUUACUUUUAGAUUUUAAGUAAUUUAAUGUAAUAUAUUUUAUCUUAUUUAGAACUUAUGAAUGCUUAACAUUGUUGUCUCCCUAUUUGUUUUUAUACCCAAGUUAAUUAUUGUAAUACAGGUAUACAGUUACCAUAUUUAUUUUCUAAUUUUUUCAAUAACUUUUUAAAUAUAUAGAAAAAAUGAGGCUCUAAUCCAAGGCAAUUUGGUUAACCUUUUUUCAUGUUAAAUUUGUAAAUAGCUACAGGUAACCCUUGCUAUACGAUUGAUGUAUAAAACAUAUUGCAUGUCUGAGAGAAAAGUUCCCUCACCUAAGAUCAAUCCAAUCACCUGACUGCUUUUGCAAUCCCAGCCAAUUUUUUUUUCUUCAGAAUCGUGCUGUAUAAUGCCACAGUUUGAAUUUGCUUGCCAUGAAUGUAUACGUAGUGUACUUCCAAAUAUUUUGUAUGCCACCAGUAUCUCUCUCUCUCUCUCUCUCUCUCUUUCUUGUUUUUAUGUUAAGGUGGACAGAACUGGGGAGAUAUGAUGUUAUCACAUUAUCAUAUAUUUGUGUUUUCUUUAAGCAAGAAAUGUGCAAUUUAUGUAACCAAAUUAGGAUGUUAGGAAAUUAUAAGGAAUUUUGUAAUUUUUAAACUAGUGGUGAACCACCACUCUCUCUCUCUCUCUCUCUCUCUCUCUCUCUCUCUCUCUCUCUCUCUCUCUCUCUCUCUCUCUCUCUCUCUCUCUCUCUCUGUCAUGACUAUAACCAUUCAUAGUGCAGUAGAGAUUAAGGCAAAAGUGGCUCAUCAACUAGAGCUCUCAGUCAAAGAGACAGUUUUAUAAAGUCAUCCAUUGCCAUUUCCAGUUUGAGCAUUUAGAGCAUUUUUGAGCCAAUGAAAGUAUACACCUCCUCCAGCCCAAGAUUUGCCCUCUCUUUGGACUUGUCUAUACACACUUGAAUUCCCCAACCAAAAAUUAUACAUUACCUCAUGAAUGUCAGAAAUAGUAUGCAAUAGAAUAUAUAAGAUAUAGAAGCCCACAUUACGCAGUCUGUGCAGACUGAAACAAGAUCUUCCUCUUAUAGAAUUUCCGAGGCAAUAAAAGUAAACAACACCUCCUCCAGCCCUAGAUUUUCCCCCUCUUUGGAUUAUGCAUAAAGUAUGUGUCUAUAUGCACUUGAAUUGCCCAGCAAAAAAUUAUACAUUAACUCAUGAAUAUCAGAAAUUGUAGACAUUAGAAUAUAUAAUAUAUAGAGGCCCACAUUAUGCAGUCUGUGCAGACUGAAACAGAUCUUCCUCUGUUGCAGGACUUGCUCCAAUAUCAUAGAAUGAAACGAGCCAGUUUUCUUUACUAAGUAAUGCAUCUGUUAUUGGAGUAGAAUUUUCUGAAAUAUGGUGAGUAGUCAAGAUCAUUAAAACUUGCACAUGUGGGUAUUAAAAGUAAGGAAGAUAUUGAUAAAGUAAUGCCCUGUGACUAGGUCAAAUACUAUACCUAUUCUUAUCAGUGAUCUGUUUCUGUCUCUAAAACCUUAAAACCUACCAUCCUUACUAAGUUGCAGGUAAUGGGGAAUAAUGACUCAACAAAUUAAAAAACAGAUAAAACCAACUGUUGGUUUGCAAUAUUUUUUGUUCCAAACAGAAUGCCACAUGACGUAAUUUAUCCCAUUCAAAAUGAUCAUGCUUCUUACCCAUUUGUAUUUGUCGACUAACCCACAUUACCCAGUACCUGAAUGCAAGGAACAUAGAUUUAAUCCUUGAAAAAGUUUUGUCAAUCUUUAAUAUUUUCAGUUAAUCCAAUGAUUAAAUUGUUAAGUUGUAAUAUAUAAGAUAACCAUGGUAGCUGAGUGGUCUAGUUAGAAUAUUUAUUAAUAAGAAAGAUUUCUGACUUAUGACAGAUGCUAUUUUGAUGAUAGUUUUUUAAGCAUACAAUAAACUGAGAACAUGAAAUCUCCCUAGCUCUGACCACCCAAGUUACUUUUGAAUUGUAAGUAGCAUUUAAGGCAGAAAUAGCCAUUCUUCUAUGUUGGCUUUCGAGUCAAUGUAGUGUUAGCUGCUUCUUCCUCCCACUGAGUUGCAUGUCUAACAGAUUUUUACUGCUUUAUCUUAGCUUUUGAUUUAAAUCUGAAAGAUUGUGUAACUUUAUUUGGUUUUCUUUAUACGAGAAGACAUAAUUACGUAUUGCAAUGUCUCUCAUAGUGAGUGUGUAAUCGUUCAGUCAUUUCUUGAGUUUCUCUAAUCUUCAAUUCUUUUAGUUUCAGUGUCUUAAAGUAGUUUUGUGUACUUUUUAUACAAAAGUACCUGAAGAUUAUUGGGAUUAGCUUUUCAAUACCAAUAUUUAUUGCUCCCUCUUAAGUUUAUAGUAAUUUCCUCUUUUCUUAUUUUUAUUUCUUCAAUUUCAACAUUUGUGCACUUCUUUUUCACUGUGUCAUUUUCUUCUGUUUUAAUCAUUUAUAUAUUUGUGUAAAUGUAGCUACAGAAGUAUUUUGGAGAUAGUGUGAGGAACUCAUUGUUGAUUGUGUAGUAUCUCUACUGUUUCUGUUCAUAUUCUUUUAUCUUUUUUAUUUCAGUAUUUAAUUUUCUUUAAGUGAAUGUUUCAUUUAAAGUGUCAUUGUUUGCUGAGUUUUUAUUAGCUAGAAAUUUACCCCCUUUAAAUCACUGUUUUGAUUUGAGUAGUAAUGAGUCAGUCACUUAAAAAUCUUUUCAAGGAACCUAAAAGAAUUGUAUAGCAACUGUUAUUUGUAUCCACUUCAGUGACAGAUGAUGUCGCUUCAUAUAUUGUUUCCAAGGCACUGACAGGUGAAUGAUUUUCAUUCAAUUUCUACAAGGGGUGUGCAUUCUUGCAUGAUUUUACUAUGUUCUAGUCAGUACUCACUUUUUUAUAAUAACUGAAAGAUGCAAAAAGACAGUUUUACACUGUAAUAUUGGAAAAUUUCCAAUACAAAAUAUUAAGCCUGUGAUUUCCUUUAUAUAUUCCUUAGAAUCAACAGUUUGUGUGUUACUUCCUGUAAUUGAAAUGUUUUUGUUUUUACAGUAUGACUUACAAUGCUUUCUAGAACUUUGCACUGUUGUUAGUGAAUGAAUUAUGAUUACUCUUGAUGUUCCCACAAAAUUUACAGUCUUUAGCAAGGAGAUUCAAGAAUGUUAUUCCUUGUAAUUUUACUGAACCUCAAAAUGAAAAAUGAGAUUAUGAUAUAAGAGCUAUUGUCACAGCUGGUUUUGUGCUGUAUUGUAUUUAACUUAAUUUAUUUGAUUUUUUAUUUCGGAGUUUUUUUGUAUCACAAAUUCAAGAAAUUAUUGUUAUUUAGCAUAAUAUAAUAUUAAUAUUACUUUGAAAAGUCAUAGGUGUCCUGUCUUUUUGUAACAAUAACAUAAGUGAGUUUUUAAAACCUGGUAAGCCGGUUUUGUUGUAUGGUGUGUCUAUCAUAAUUAAUUGACCGUGGUUGAUUAUUAGCCAAGGAACUUUUGUGUUGAAAGCAUAGUCCAGUGUAUUGUCAGUUUAUUGUAAAUCCUGUCAAGAAGAUUAAUUAAAAAUGGCUCGGAAUGCCCUAAUUUCUUUGCUUUGCUUUCACGUUGGUCUUUGUUAAAUUUUCAGCAUGCAUUUAGGCAGACUGUACCAUAGUAAUAGACAUGACUACUAGAGACAGUCUUUUUAUCUGAUACAGGUCUCCAUCUUAUUAAGAAUUAGUUAGGAAUGAUUUUUACUUGGUAUGCCAGUGAAGGAGAUUCAUGGUAAGAUAUUGUUUAACAAGGAACAUGGAACUUGGCGUGCUAGUGAAUGAGGUUCAUGGUUAAAUUAGAAACAAAACAUUGUAUAUGAAGAGUAUUAGGCCAUAGGAUAAAUUUAGAAUUAUGAAACCUUUCCCUUGGUAAGGGUAAUGAAAUUCUCUCAUAUAAUCUGAGAACUGUCAGUCAGUAAAGUGUGUCAAUUAAAGUUCAAAUGCUUUACACUGUAGUGCUUUUACGUUCAAAUUUAGCUUCCACUGCAUUAAAAUGUUAUUCACAACUGCUCUUUACAUCAAGAAGUGUAGCUGGGAAAUGCAUUUACUCUUUUAUCAAAAGCUGAAUCAGCAAGCUAGUUUGGAGUGAUGUCAAAAUUUCAAAGUUGUGUCAAAUUUAUAUAGUAAAAAGUCUUACAAAAUUACCAAGAGCCUCUUUUCUUACAUGUAACUUUCAAAUUAUUAUGAGCUUAUUAAUUAUCGUCAGUAAAACAGAAUAUUCAAGUUUUGUAUUUUGAAUGAUGUUAAUAAGUACAAUGUGUCUCUCUCUAAAGGAGAAAUAAGAAAGGACAAAAGACUCGAGAGAUUAAGUAUUUUGGCUUUGCAGUUAUGUUGGUAAUUAUUGGGACACUUACUAUGUUUGUUACAGAAAUUUCUAAGUCCGUACAUUUUAUACUAAUGUGAAUUAAGUUGAUGAGGCAACUGGAUAACGUUUCUGUACUGUCAGAGUGCUGUCCUCAAGGGUUUGUUCUUUUGAAAAAAAAAAGAAAAAAAGUGAAUAUUGGGGCAAUAUGAAUGUAGUUCAAAUAUUUGAAGCCAGGUAGGAAUAGAUCAUAGGGAAAGAACAAAAAGAAAAUGACCGGCUGAUUUUUUCUUAAAACUUUUCAUUACAAGCAUCAAAGAUAUGUAGUACAUCAAUCCACUUGCCUUUGGAAUGAAAUUGUGGUCCAUGUUAAAUCUAACUUUCAAAGUGAAGAUGUGAUGGUUUGCAUGUAACAUUAAGUUCAAUUGAUGUGUUUCGUGUGAUUCAUCAGUUUACAGAUAACAGAUAUUAAUUAUAUUGGAAACAAUUUGUUGAAAGAAAUUUUAUCUUCAAUAGUUUCAAUUUAUUCCUAAAUUUCAUGAUGUAACUUAUUAGAUAAUGUUAAUAUAUUUAUUAGGAGUAUGUAAACCCUUUGGGCUAGCCCUAUUGCAGUUAGGAAUAUUGACUUGGUGGUAUGGUUGAAUUAUAUAUUGGUAAAAUAAUAAAGAGUGAAGAUUGUGGUACAAAAACAGUUAUCUCAUAAAACUGGUUCAUGAAGUAUUGUUCAUAUGAUGGUGUUGGUAGCUGAUAGUUGUCCAUAUCACUUGAACUGAAAUCUCUUCAUUGGUUUGACUAAACUGUUUUUUUAAGUAGCCAAGGGCUUUAUGUAUUAUUGAACAGCUGACAUUGUAUUGAGUAGGUAAAAGUUGCUUGAAAAUUCAGUGACUGAACUGAUUGAAAACAAAAAGAAAAGUUGUGGGGUUUUUUCGAGAUUGAGUACGUAUAUACCCUUUUUUGCUCUUAAUUCUUAUCCAGUGAAAGUAAAACUUAAAUACCUUCAGAAAAAGGCUUUACUGGAGCUGUACUAAUACUGAUCAUUGCAUUCCUGGUGUACCUGCUAGAUGCCAUUUUUACUUUUAACUGCUUGCAAGCAUUGUAGCUAGGAAGAGCAAAUUGUUAAUCAUUUUGAUGUUUUUUUUCCUGGCUUUGUUCCCAGGUGCUUGUAUCAGUUGGGUGGUUGAUGUUACAGGAAGAAUGGGAGGAGUUGAUAUAGAUGUAUAUAAACUUGAUUUUGUGAUAUACUGUUCCAAAGACUCAAAUAGAACUCAGUGAUGUAGAGCUCACGUAGCAGUAUUGUACCGUUCAAUAAUUAAAGAUUUUAUUAAGCGUUUUCAAGAGGCUUAUAUUUAAUAAUGUUAUUCCUUUUGCUCUUUUUAUGUGAACCAGAUGGAUGUCUGUUAUUUGUUAUAUGUUCAUUUUACACUUAAUUACAAAGUUAACAAUUAUGGCAAUCCCAUAGUAACUUGGCAGCAUGUAGGGGCCUGCAGCCUUGUUGUUUAUGUCAAAUCUGUUUUUGUUUGGACAUUUGUGCAACAUUCUGAAAAAAUAAGGAAAAUUUUAAGUUGUUAACCCAUAUGGAUGUUAACAAAAAUAGUAAUAAAGCAUGGAAAAGAAGUUGAAAAUCUAGAGAAAGUACAAUUUCAAGGUGGAUUCCAACCCAAUUGAAAAUCUGUUCACAAGAGGUGGGGCACUAGAUUUUGAAAUAGUUUAUUUUGUCACAGAAUUCUGUGAGGUAGAUAUUUUGUACAAUGAUAAUUAGUCUUCCUGUCACAUGCUUAUAAGCCUUUAUUUUGACAAAAUGUUGCAUGAUUUUUCUUUACCACUCCAAAAAUGUUAGUGACCUUUGUUGUAUUAUGGAUAUACUGUAGCAAGGUUUGGAAUUUCCUGGAUAAGCAAGAAAUUUCUUUACCAUUUUCAGUUCCAUUUUUCCAUGCUAGGUUAUCAAAGGUUUCUGUACUUUUUGUUCCCUAAUAUAUAACAUUUUUCUGCAGCAGUUUAAGUUACAGAUAAAGUGAUCCCAUGUGGAUAUCACAUUAGCAGUUGUAAAGGUAUUUUAGUGUAAAUUGAGGUACUAAUUAUAAUUACUAUUACUGAUUUUUAUUACCUUGGUGUACAACAGACCAAUGUGGCUGCUGAAGGUUGUAUUUAAAUACUUCAUAUUACAUAUACGUAUGGGACAAGUAAAAUAGUGCUUUUAUAAUGUAUAUUUUGAUAUGUAAAUUCCCCAGUUCCAUUAUAACUGUUGUGAGUAUUGGAUGAUUAUAUUAUUAUUAUAUAUUACUUAUCUGUUGAUAUUCAAGUACUAAUCAGAAUUUAGUUAGAUGGCAGGUACCUGUGUAUGUAGGGACAAAUAUACUUGAAAUGAAGCCAGUUGUGGUUGCCAGGCUGCAAAUCUUUCAUCAAAUUAAUUACCUUUUUCAUUAGUUAGGUUAUACUGUAGAAUGUUGCCAUCAAAUAUUUUGUGGAUUUUACCUAAUCUGUUAUAAAAGGUCAUCAAAUCCUGCCCAUUAUCAAAUAUACAUUCAUCUCAUGUUUUUUUAUAAUUUCUUGGUUUAUUUUGAUUUAAUAGUUCAAUUUGAGGCAAAUCUUUUUCAAGGAAAUUAUUUUGCUGUAAGCAGUUGUUUAAAGAUGUAUGAAAAUCUACAUUUAUUUAAAAGCUAUAGUGAUUUUCCCCUGAUCACAAGGGGAUGGGACUGUAUUUUAUUGACUAAUAAAGCUUUCCCCAUCCCAGGUAGUUAAAGCAUUAGUUCAUUAAGACAACAGUGUUUUGCAGGGCUUUGACAAGUACAACAGCAGACUUUGUUUGAAAUGCUCGUCACAUAUUUAUUAGAAAAGAAUGAGAAAAAAUUUUCAUAAAAAACAAAUUAGUUUUAGCUUGCCAUGGGAUAGUGUUUUGAUACUUUAACUUGGUUCCUUGUCAGAUUAAAUGCAAAAAUAUAAUUACUCAUUUAGUAUUUUGCAUACAAAAUGUGUAGUGAAGUUAUGGUAAUUUUACAUUGUCUCCUCAAUAUCUUGAAAGUUUCUUAGUUUGGAAUUUCUAUAGUUCUUAUAGCUUGUUUCAUACAACAGUCCUAGGAAUAUCCUUUUCAGAGACAUUGUCUGAAGAGUACAAAAUCUGGUAUGAGUUAAGUGUAAAGAAUACUUGCUAAUAAUUACACAACUUCAGCAUUGCCUUUUUUUGGGUGCUGGAUAGUUUACUUAAGUCUAAUAUUUUCAGUCAUAAUUUUACAGGCUAGAAAAGUAAGGUUAGGAUGAAGAUUUUAUGAUAGUGUACAGAAGCACAAAAUAUUGCUAAUUUUCUUAUUCAUUUUCUUGUACAGCCAUUUUCAUCUGCAACUUAAUGCUAAUACACGUACUCCGGAGUUGGUUAUUUGGAGUUGUAAAAUAGUGAGGAGGAACUGGAAUUGGUCGUAUUCCAUGACUAAUUAAUUCACAGCACCCAUGCAUCUAGUAUUCAGCCCCAUCCCUUACGACUUUCCUGAUUGGCUAGUGAUCUGGCCAGUCACACGGCUGGAAACCUGCCACUCUUCCAACAUAGAAAGACAGAUAUGUUUACCCGGUGAUGCUUAGAAGUUUCCAGCCCUGUGACUGGCUGAUCACCAGCCGAUCAGGAGCAUCAAACGGACAGGGCUGGUUACCAGAUGCAUGGGUGCUGUGAAUUAAUUAUAGUUUCACCAAAGAUAUUCUAUCUGUUACAAGGUAAGUUUGGCCAUAAUUAGGUUUUUAAUUUUGCUGUAUUGCAGGAGUAGCAAAAUUACUCUCUGCUUUUUAUUAAUGAAUUGCUCCAAAGUUAACAAGAAAAAAUGAUUGUGCUCUAGUUGCACUAAAUUGAGCAACAUGUGUAGGGCUCUUUUACUUUAAAGUUAGUUCAUAUUACCAAGAACUAUAUUGAUCUUGAGUAGGAAAAGCUUUUGGUUAUAGAAUCAUUUUUAUUCCCUUAACUUUGUUCACUUUGUUCCAUGAGUCACAAGGAAAUAAACAAUUGCAGUACAAUAUAAAAUACUCAAGGUAGCACCUUGUGUAUGUCACAUGUACUAUUGGUAUCCAAAAGUCCUUGAUUUGUUGUUUUGCCUUCCAUUUUAGCUGUAUAAAACAAUUUCACAUGGAAGUCUAAUUUGAGAAAGGUUUGCCUCAGUUAAUUUUACAGGAUUUUGUGUUUUGUAAACAGUGAAACUGCAGAGUUACAUUUUACUAAGAAAAAUUUAUGUUGUAAAAAUAAAAUCCUUAAAUUUUA